Messenger RNA from Oryza sativa Japonica Group (Japanese rice), 357 nucleotides. RefSeq names its product phosphatidylinositol 4-kinase gamma 4. The record is from RefSeq and is a predicted model, not a curated record. NCBI's taxonomy places the organism in Eukaryota, Viridiplantae, Streptophyta, Magnoliopsida, Poales, Poaceae.
AUGCACGCUGGCAACAUCCUCACCUGCAGAGACGAACAAGGCCAUGGCCUCUCCCUGGUUACAAUCGACAAUGGAUACUGUCUUCCUGAGAGUUUUGAGGAUUGCACAUUCGAGUGGCUCUGCUGGCCGCAGUGUAGGCAGCCAUUCAGCGAGGAGAUGGUGGAGUACAUAAGGUCACUGGACGCCGAGGAGGACAUCGCCAUUCUGAGGUUCCAUGGCUGGGACAUGUCAGGCAAGUGUGAGCGCAUCCUGUGCGUCACCACCAUGCUACUCAAGAAAGGCGUGGACACGGGCCUCGCCGCGUUCCACAUGAGGAGCAUCUUGUGCAGGGAUGGGGCCAGACGGUCCCCGGAGUGA